Myotis daubentonii (Daubenton's bat) is the source of this 1332-nucleotide messenger RNA. RefSeq names its product keratin-associated protein 9-1-like. The record is from RefSeq and is a predicted model, not a curated record. Bases 111 to 542 code for a protein of 143 amino acids. The transcript has a single exon. NCBI's taxonomy places the organism in Eukaryota, Metazoa, Chordata, Mammalia, Chiroptera, Vespertilionidae.
AUUGGUCCCAACAUUGGGGGCCCAGUGUAUAAAAACCCCAGAACGGAAGAAGUCCUCAGAACCUGACAAACUCACCUCUGAACAGAAACUCACCUUCUACACCUGACACCAUGUGCUGCUCCUCUUGCUGCCAGCCCAGCUGCUGUGGAUCCAGCUGUUGCCGGCCCAGCUGCUGCUGCCGCCCAUGCUGUGUGUCCAGCUGCUGCCAGCCUUGCUGCCGCCCAUGCUGUGUGUCCAGUUGCUGCCAGCCUUGUUGCCAGCCUUGCUGCCGCCCAUGCUGUGUGUCCAGCUGCUGCCAGCCUUGCUGCCGCCCAUGCUGUGUGUCCAGCUGCUGCCAGCCUUGCUGCAGCCCAUGCUGUGGAUCCAGCUGCUGCCAGCCUUGCUGCAGCCCAUGCUGUGGAUCCAGCUGCUGCCAGCCUUGCUGCUGUCCAACCUGGUGUCAGACCACCUGCUGUAAAACCUCCUGUUGCCGGCCUAGCUGCUGCUGUCGCCCUUGCUGUGUGUCUAGCUGCUGCCAACCAUGCUGCCAGCCAUGUUGCUAGUCAUGCUGCCCCCAUUGCUGUGGGUGCUGCUGCUGCCAGCCUUCCUGCUGCUGAUCACCUCACAGAAGAAACACCUUCAUACACCAUCUGUUAACUGACUCGCCAUGUAGGGAAAAAUUCAGUUCCUAGGCCUGGCUGAUAAUGCGCAUGCUCUACUUUAACUUCUGUGACUCGUUUGCCUGAUACAAACUUGUGAAUCAGCUGGAUGGAGAGCAGAGGACGUCCCCAAUCCUCUUCCUCCCGGGUUGGGGGAUCAUGUGUCAGCUUUGAGCAUCCUCAGUAUGGAGCUGUGGUCUCUGCUCUGACUCUGUAGUCAAGGUCUCCACCCUCUUCCUCUGUGUAACUUAGAAAACCUAAUUUUAUAAUUGUUACAUAGGUUUUCUGCAACUGCUGAAAAUCUUCUCAAUCCUGUUUUCUUUUCCCAUGCACUCCUGGUUCCUGUAAUCCUACUUUGUUCUACCACAGUCACUCUGAGUUGGCUUCCUGGUUACGGGAAGUUCUACCUCUAUUUCUAAUAAAGUCUGUUCAUUCCACAUUGUGUUUGGUUUUAUUAUAAAUCCUGAUGUAAGGAUUUGCACACCUGCUGCAUAUCCUAUGCAUGAUCCAUUCUGAGCUUCAUAAAGUCCCCCCAAAAUAAUUAUCUCCAUUCUUCAUAUGAGAACAUCUCACUUGGUCAUGUUAGAUAGCUGAUUUGGACAGACUCAGACCCAAGACUGUAUCUUUUGCUUUACUGCUCAAUGGCACUUAAGUUUCUAUCUCAAGACAAAUCAGAAAAAGGCCUGGACUGAGC